CAUUUCUACGACCAAACUUUAUAAACUACACUCCAACAAUUUGAGCUGUCACCCAAUUCCCUCAAUUAUAUGGUCCAGUUCAAACUUCUCCGACUACCCUAUUUAUCUUUAUCCAUGAUCUCCCACUCCAUUUUUUGUGAUUUUGCUCACCAUUCCACGAACUAGUCAACAACUAGACUUUGAGAUAUCAAUAUACAAGAACAGAGUUUGUUGCAGUCAAUGUAGGUCUCGCCACGUUUGUUAGUCCAACAUUGUGUUUUUUGGAGUCUACUGCUUUAUAUCAUCAACAAGUACUAGUUCUGAGUUGGUGGUGGAGCUCACUGAAGUUAAAGCGCUUAUCUUUUACUUGGGUUUGUGUUCAAAAUCCAAAAGCAAGAACCUUUCAAGUGGAUCUUCAUGUUUUGGUUAGUUUAUUGGUUCUGUUUUGUUGCGCUGUUCUUGUUUUGAUUCUGUUGAUGAAAGAGAUAUCAGACUAGUGUUGCAUUAAAUAAUCUGAGCCUUGUCCCUUGCUAGUUCUGAAGCUAUUUAUUCCUGUUAUAAUCUGAGCAACUUCGUGUUCACCACUUUCUUUGUAGUGAUGUUGUCAUGAACCAUAUAAGACACUAGGUCUGAAAUUUUCUAUUGUAAUCUCAGCCUUGGCCCUGUUGGGUUUUCAAGCUGUUUCUUUUGCUUUGCUUCAAAAUCCCUACUCUUUCUCUCUCAAGAUUUGAGUAUGAUGAGAGGAGGGACUAUUAGAUUGCUCAUAUGGGUUUCUUCAGCUUUUUGUUUUUUAUUUGGUUCAUUAGGAUUUGAUCCUGUAGAUAAUUUUCUGAUUGAUUGUGGUUCACCGACCAAUCAAACCGUUAGUAAUCGUGUGUUUCUAGCUGAUGGGUCUUAUUCCGCUGUUCUUUCACCCCCACAGAAAAUCAUUGCCAAAAUCAAUUCAAAUUCUUCCUCCUCCAUUGAUUCAGAUGUUUUUCAAACUGCCCUUAUAUUCACUGAAGCUUCCAGUUACACAUUUCCGAUAAGUAAGCAGGGGCGUCAUUGGGUUCGCCUCUAUUUCUCUCCUUUUGUUCACAACAGCUACAAUAUGAGCCAAGCAAAGUUUUCUGUUUCUGCUCAAACUUUUACCCUUCUGAAAGAUUAUCAAGUAGAGGGUGGUUUUAUCAUUAAGGAGUACAUUCUGAAUGUAACUUCUAGCAGUUUGGUUCUCACUUUUACUCCUUCCUCCAAUUCGUUUGCUUUCGUGAAUGCGUUGGAAGUUGUUUUGCUCCCGGAUGAGCUCAUUCCCGAGGGUGCUAGAGCCAUUGGUUCGAAGGAGACUGAACAAAGUUUGAGUCAGCUGGCAUUAGAGACAGUUUGGAGGGUGAACAUGGGUAAUAAAACAGUUUCUCCCCAAAAUGAUACCUUGUGGAGAUUUUGGGAUUCGGAUUAUUCGUAUCUGAGAUAUGAGGGUGUUGCAACAUAUGUGUCAAAGCCAGAAGCUGUCAAUUACUCUGCAUCACCAACAAAGUACAUUGCCCCUUCUUCUGUCUAUGGCAGUGCAACCAUGCUGGACACGAAAAAGGAAUCUAGAAUGAUUGCCAAUCUGACAUGGAAUUUUGAUGUUGAACAUGGUUUCAAGUAUUUGGUGCGGUUUCACUUCUGUGACAUAAUGAGUAAGCCUGCUGACAGUGUCAUCUUCAAAGUUUUUAUCAAUGAUUUGUCCGUCUCUGACAGUCUUGAUCUUAAAAAUCUGACAUCAGAUGUCUUAGGCCGCCCUUAUUUUAUGGAUGUCAUCAUGAGGGCAAGUGAUAACCCUACGAUGAACGUAAGUGUUGGCCCUUACAGCAAAGAUGGAGCUUAUCUAUACCCAAUUACCAUUCUUAAUGGCCUUGAGAUCAUGAAAAUAAGCAACUCAAGGAGCAGCCUUGAUGUCUCUUUGAGUAACAGCUCUAAGAUGAAACUUGGUGUUAUAGUGGGUUUGGCUGUUGGAGUAUUUCUUGCUAUUGUUUUGGCUAUUGUUUUGUUCCUGUUUUAUAGAAGAAGAGGACGAGCACGUGCCAUACAUUCAAAGACAGAGGUUGUCAUGGUGAAUGCAGAAGAAGGUAAAGACAACAAUGGCACGGCGAUGUUUUCUGCCUCGAAAAUUGGGUAUCGCUUCCCAUUAGCAGCAAUCCAAGAGGCUACUGACAAUUUCAGUGAGAAUCUGCUUAUUGGAGUUGGUGGUUUUGGCAAGGUUUACAAAGGAGUUUUAAGGGACAGUACCAAAGUGGCAGUUAAGAGAGGAGCUCCUCAAUCAAAGCAGGGUCUUGCAGAAUUUCGGACUGAAAUAGAAAUGUUGUCUCAAUUCCGCCAUCGCCAUUUGGUCUCCUUGAUCGGCUAUUGUGAUGAGAAAGAUGAGUUGAUCAUUAUUUACGAGUACAUGGAAAAUGGGAGCUUAAAAAACCAUCUUUAUAGCUCAGAUCUUCGAUGCUUAAGCUGGAGGAAGAGGCUUGAAAUCUGUGUUGGAGCUGCUAAAGGACUUCACUAUCUUCAUACCAGCUCUGAAAAGACGAUCAUUCACCGUGAUGUUAAGUCUUCAAAUAUACUGCUAGAUGAGAAUUUAAUGGUUAAGGUUGCUGAUUUUGGGCUUUCAAAAACUGGCCCUGAGAUUGAUCAGACACAUGUCAGCACCGCUGUUAAAGGCAGUUUCGGGUAUCUUGAUCCAGAGUACUUGACAAGGCAGCAGCUGACAGAGAAAUCAGAUGUGUACUCAUUUGGGGUGGUGAUGUUCGAAGUGCUUUGUGGAAGACCUGUUAUUGAUCCAUCACUUCCAAGGGAAGAGGUAAGUCUAGUUGAAUGGGCAAUGAAGCGACAUCAAAAUGGGCAGCUGGAGGAGAUUGUAGAUCCUCGUCUUGCAGGUCAAGUCAAGCCAGACACAUUGAGGAAGUUUGGAGAUGUAGCUGCAAAGUGCUUAGCAGGACGUGGUGUUGAUCGACCUACAGUGGGAGAUGUGUUGUGGAACUUGGAAUUUGUGCUUCAACUUGAAGGAAAUGACGGAAGAUCUGAUCAUGCUAGUCCUGUCAACAACUUGGAGACCAGCACUGUAUCUACUGCAGAAUUAAGCAUGGGAAGUGUGGGGGACAUUGCUGGUGUCUCAAUGAGCAAGGUCUUUGCCCAGAUGGUGAGAGAGGACAUGAGGUAGAUUGCAUUGAAGCUUCAAGAAAUUCUGUUCCUCUUUUUCGUUGUUUCCAUUUCUAUGUAAUAUUGCUCCUGGUGAAGAGAGUAAUGUACAGAGUGAGGUGAGAUUCAAGUCAUUUCUCACAGUCUAAACAUGCACAAAGCAUCUACCAGAGAACCUGCAGGAAUAUGCAUUUUAGGUUCUUUCAUGUAUUUAUACUAGAAUGAGUGUGGCUGUGUGCUUUUAUACAAUAUUGGUUCUUUCAUU
Molecule: messenger RNA, 3388 nt
Organism: Rosa chinensis
Lineage: Eukaryota; Viridiplantae; Streptophyta; Magnoliopsida; Rosales; Rosaceae
Product: probable receptor-like protein kinase At2g39360
Exons: 1
Coding region: 713-3145 (810 amino acids)
Biological process (GO): protein autophosphorylation
Cellular component (GO): plasmodesma; plasma membrane
Molecular function (GO): ATP binding; transmembrane receptor protein tyrosine kinase activity
Source: RefSeq, a predicted model, not a curated record